Messenger RNA from Tuber aestivum (summer truffle), 1472 nucleotides. NCBI's taxonomy places the organism in Eukaryota, Fungi, Ascomycota, Pezizomycetes, Pezizales, Tuberaceae. The record is from the annotation of a GenBank genome assembly.
ACUGACUCAACUACUCGUAGACUAUUUCACCGGGGGUGGAACAAAAUGAGAUCAUUCCCCGCCGCUUCAAUCAGGUCUCUCUUAGAAAAUCAGAAUCCACAGCAUAGCCCCCCAAGAAGCAAAGCACCAACAAUGUCCAAACCGACACCCCACCCGUCACCGCCCACCUCCCCACCCCGCCCGCUCUCCGGAAGCGUCACGACGACGACGACGACGACGACGACGACGACGACGGUCCCAACGGCAACGAUCGCACCCUCACUCCCCCUCCGGGAGACGAUAAUCUCGCCCGUGGGCGACAUACUGCUCCGCCUAUUCACGCCCACGCACAUACAGGAUUACAGAACCUCGGCAAGCGUACUGAUAACCACGUCCAAGAUCUUCGCGGCAAUGCUAAGCCCGACGUCCCCAUUCUCCGAAGCCCAACGCUUCAACAGCUCGCCCUCCUCCUCGACGGAUCCCUUCGUGCUGAAGCUCCACGACGACGACCCCAUCGCACUCUGCAUCCUGCUGAAGGCCCUGCACAAUCACUCGGCCAUUCCCCGGACCCUGAGCUUCAAGCAGCUGGUCAAGAUGGCGGUGGUGGUGGACAAGUACGACUGCUCGCACGCCACGAGGAUGUACGGCGACAGGUGGAUGAAGGGCUGGACCUCCAAGGCCGAGAAAACGGGCUACGAGGAGUGGCUGUUCGUGUCCUGGGUGUGGGGCGCGGAGAAGAUUUUCGGAAAGCUGUUCGCCAAGAUUGUGAAGGAGGUGUGCGUCCAGAGGGUUGGCGGCGGCAUGGACAGGACUCCAAUCCUGAAGGACAGGAAGAGUGCGAACGGGUUUGAAGAGUUUGUGCCCGAGAGUGUGUUAAGUAUGACAGCGUGCCCAACCAACAUGUGAUAACCAACCACAACUAUAACUUUUUAUUGAUAAACCCGGCUUUUUCUCCGCCAGAUAGAUAGCUGACAAAAGGACAUGAUGUUAUCAUUACAGGAGCGAUAUUAACCCACCGUGCCACCAUCCUCUCCCACUUGAAACCGGUCUUCACAUCCCUCUUCAAGCGCUACCAACCUCCCCCCACCCCUUCACAACCACCCCUCCAGUGCACCGCCACACCCCCAGACCCCCGCUGCGACGCCCUGGUAUUCUUCGGCGUCUACCGCAAGCUCUCGGAAUUGAACCUCCUACCAUGGAACACCAUCGAGGACCUUGACGGCUUCACUAUCGACGAGUUGGUGGGCUGGACCCUCAACGCGGCUCCCGCCUCCUCUUCAGUCUCCCCGGUAGGAGGAGGCGGAGGAAGCGGUAUGAAGAUACUAUCGUUGGAAAAGCACGGAAGAGCAUGCAAUCCGCUCGACCAGCUCACGGCUCAGGUGAAGCAAGCAAUGGCCACGAGCGUGGGAAACGGCGAGCGCGAGGUGUGGGAGUUUAGAGGGCGGGAGGAGGAGUACUCGUGGGAGGACAUCAGUAGAGAGGUUAGCAAAUGA